GUAUGUUGCUGUUGUGACUGCUGCUGGCUGCUGGCAAACAGCAGACACGGUGUCAGCCUCCGCUCAGUUCCGUUUGGUACUUUGCUGUGCGCGUUGUUUCGAAUUCGUGUUGUGCUGUGUGGCGUUGAGGCAACCAACAGCCGUCGCUGUCGCAGUUGGAAAAAGACACCAACCACAACGCACGUGUGACGCGCACCAAGUGAGACGAGUUACAGUUCGAAAAAUAUAUAUAAUACAUACAUAUGUAUGUGUACACUUAGCGGGACGCAGCAACAAAAAAGUGGCAAUUACAGAGGUGAAUUAGUAAUUAAAGCGAAGCAAGAAAUAAAAGACGAAAUUUUAAUGAAAAACCAAGAAACGGCUGCGAAAAGUGACUGUUUUAAUAAACACUGUUAUGAGUUAACAGUUCUCCAGUGCAAUUAAAAAACAAAAAACUCUUAAGUAAAUAUGACAAGAAAAAACUGAAGUGAAUUCUAAAUACCAAAACACAACUUAGAUAGAACACUCCAAUAAAAUAGUAAACAAACGCGUAGUGCUAAAAAAACACAAAAACCAACAACACGCUUAAACAGUAACACGCGCAACAAAUUUGCCGUCGGCAAAAAUGCAAGCAACGAAAAUGCGCACCCCCUUCGCCAUACAGGAGAUACUCGGCUUGGGUGUAGGCUCGGCAGCUGCGGCUGCUGCCGCCAACUAUCAGCAGGCGCAGCAACUUAGUCAACAGCAGCAGCAGCAACAACAGCUGCAGCACAGUCAGCAGCAGCAACAACCAUUGCAACUGCAACAACAACAAUCACCUACUUCACAAACUCAGCAACCGCAACAGCAGCAGCGGCAUAGCAGCACUACAACAAACUGCACACCGCCACCACCCGCCGCUACACCCACCGCCACCGAAUGCAAUAAUGCACCACUCUCACCUGCCUCCUCGCACGGUCGCCCGACACGCGAUUCCCGUUCCAUAUCGCCCGAUGUGACGCGUCUGUCCGCGGCGGCUGCUGCGGCUGCCGCUACCGCGCACUGUCAACUGCCUAUUUUCAAUCCAGCGAACUUUUAUGCAGCAGCCGGUUAUGCAGACCAUGCGGGGCAGCUGAAUGCGGCACAUCAUCAUCACAUGACGACGUUGGCAGCAGCGGCGUACUUGCGUGGCUUUUUGCCGCCGGGCUUCAGCACGCCGCAUGAGUUUCGCGGACACUUUCAGCAGCAUUUUGGCAGCCAAUUUGCGGAACAAGCCGCACGUGGUGCCCAAGACUACACAAAUAGCCUAAACAAUAAUAAUAACAACAACAACGAUGAAGCACACUCGCCCAAUAAAGCGCACUCAAGCAACGGUUCUAACGGCAGCAGCAUCUCACAUAUGUCCACAACGAAUGGCAGCAGCCUAACGAGCAGCGGCAGUGCCACAUCCUCCAACAAUAUUGGCGCUACGAAUAACAACGGCGGCAACAACAAUAACACUUCACCAGCAACACGGCCUACGCUUUCACCCGCUGAACAUGCGGCUGCCGCUUUGGCGCAUCAUGCUGCCGCAGCUGCUGCAGCACAUCAUGCACACUCACAUCAUCAACAUGGCCACCAUCAUGCGCAUCAUGCACACACGCACGCCCAUCAUGGCCAUCAUCCGCACCAUGCACACCACCAUCCCCAUGCGCAUCAUCCGCACGCUCAUCAUCCGCAUGCCGGCGCCACACAUGAGGCAUUCCUUAAUGGCGCUGCGGCGGCGGCGGCGGCAGCAGCUGCCAUCGGUAGCGGCAUGGCCGGUGCCGGAAGUGUUGUGGGCGCACCUAAUGGCCUGCUCGGACACGGUGGGGAUCCUAGCGCGUUGCUGGGCGGUGCCGGUCCCGGUGGCGUAGGCGGUUUAAGCAGUAAAAAGAAGAAUAAACGACGACAUGGCCGUACAAUAUUUACGAGCAAUCAAUUGGAGGAGCUGGAGAAGGCUUUCAAGGAGGCACACUAUCCGGAUGUGAGCGCACGUGAGCUGCUCUCGAUGAAGACAGGCCUGGCUGAGGAUCGCAUACAGGUUUGGUUCCAAAAUCGUCGCGCUAAAUGGCGUAAAACGGAGAAAUGUUGGGGCCAUAGCACAAAAAUGGCCGAAUAUGGUCUCUACGGUGCCAUGGUGCGACACUCGCUGCCACUACCCGAAACUAUACUGAAAUCAGCUAAAGAUGACGAGUCGGUGGCACCCUGGCUACUCGGCAUGCAUAAGAAAUCACUCGAAGCCGCCGAUAUACUGAAAUCGGAUGAAAGUGAUCGCGAAACACCGACCUCAGACGACACGAAUACCUCCUACUCCGCUGGCAGUACACACAAUUCACCGAUCUCUUCGUUCUCCAUAUCACGUUUACUCUUCGACGCACCAUCCAAACACAAGCGACAUCAUGAUGUGGGGAGCAGCGGUGUUAUGGGUGGCGGCAUGGAUCUAGCUAACGGCGCUAUGAGUGGUUUGGCUGAGCAAGCACAUGCACAGGCGCACGCACAUGUUAUGCAACAUCAUCCCUACAAUCAACAACAACAUUUGCAACAUGUACAACAUCUGCAGCAAUUACAUCAACAACAAUUGGCCGAACAGCAUGCUGAAGCGCAACGUCGACAACAAGCAGCACACCAACAUCAACAACAAUUGUUGGCGGCGGAAGCGGAAAUGCAACGCAGGCGACAGGAGGCGCAUGAACAGCGUGAACGCGAACGUGAGGCCGAGGCGGAUGAGGAACCGAUGUGUGAUGAUGAUGACGAUGAAUGUGAUAGAGAAGAGAUUGACAUCUGUGACGAUGUGGACGAUGAUAAGGAUAUGAAAAUGUUAUUGAGCGCUGAGAAUGCGGCGAAGCGGAUCAAGCAGGAGAGCAGCGUGUCAAUGGCUUUGGAGAGCAGAUGAAAUAUGUGUAUUGAUGUGUUAUUGUAAGAGGGGUGUAGUGUACAAGGCGAAAUUUUUUAACUCAAGCAUGGUGUUAUAAGAAUACUGGAAGAAAAGUGAAAUUUUGAAGUAAAUUGGCCAACAUGCGCAGCUUUUCGUUAAACCCACGCUUGUUUCAUGGUUUUUUAUGCACCUAAAUUGAAGAGAUUAGGGAGAAAGUCAAGUAAAGAGCGCACAAUAUGAGCAUUUGAAAGUAAUUAUAGUUUUUCUUAUAUAUAUGCUGUUGAGAAAAUAUAAUUAUUUGUAAAAUUGUUUGUAAAGUAGAAAUUUAGAGCUUCAGGGAAAUAUGUGCAAGUAUAAAGCUGGUCAAAAGUCAUAAAUUUGUAACAAAAAAAUAGUUAAAAACGAUAUUUACAAAUAAAGUUAAAGUUAAAGAUUACACAACAAAAUUAUAUCUAAAAAAAUUUUCACAUUGUCUUUCAAAAUCUGCGUCAAUACUUUUAUUAUUGCCUAGACAAUACUUAGAUUGCUGACAAUUCAGAUCAAUAACGGCUUAACAAAAUUUAAUUAAAUCGAAUAAAAACUUAGGUUCACAAUUAAAUUCUUAAAACUUUCGUUUUUCCAUUAAAAUCAGCUUUAAUGCACUGCGCUUGCUGAUUUAUAAAUAUUGCAUUUAAUUCACAUGUGCACUGGCCUAAGCAAAUAACUAUCGAUUUUAUUUCGAUUGUUAAAACUCACCGCACAAAAAAUACGCAAUGUAAACACUAUUUUUUCUAAUAAGUGCACAUUAAAAUAUUAUAAUUUUAAAUAUAUAACAAACAACGAAGCUUUUACCACAGAAAAAUUCGCAGCUGACCGAAAAAAUCUCACAUUUAAUAUUGUAUUUAAUAGAAACAAUUGACACUACAUGCAGCGACAUGAUCAAUAAAUUCACACGAAUAUAAACAAUGUUUGUAUGUUAACAGUAGUUUUGAGCAUUUACUGCCACUGUCAAUAUUGCAAAGAUAUAUGUAUGUAUAUGUUAGUAUGUGAGAAGCGGUAAAAAUGCAUUUGAAGCACAAAUUAUACAUUAAAUAUAUUUAAAUGAAAGCAAAAUCAAAGAAAUUAUAAAUAUCUAAUGAAAUAAAAAAGAAAAGGUAUAAACUACAGUAAGCAACAAAUACACUAUUUCUACUUUGAAGCACAUGAUUUGAAAUUCGAUUUAAAUUAUUAUAAAAUAUAAACAUGUAUAGCAUAAAAUGUAGUUUUUAGGUGUAAGCAAUUUUCAUUGUGAUUUAAUUUAGUAAUUUUUAGUUUUAUUUUACGUUCGUACCCAGUGUUGUAUGUACAUAAAUAUAUAAAUAAUAAUUUAAAAUCGAAAAUUACUUAAUUCAUAUUAAGGGAGUUCUUACUUUAAGCUUUGCAAGUCCGAAAGUGUUCUUUGAUUACUAACUGCUAGAUGUAAUAUAAAUUUUAUAAAAGCAAAUGCUAACCAAAUAACACGAAAUAAAACUUAAAUUGAAAUAAAACCAAAAACAAUAAUAAAAUAAUAAAAAAUAUAUUAAAGUUUAAAUAAAAUAAAAAUGUAUUUAAUAUAAAAAUAAAAAAGAGCAAUAAUGAUGAAAAUAAAAAAUAAAAACAUAUAUACUAUUAAUAAUGCAAAAAUCAAUAAGUAAUAAUAGAAAAUAAAAGAUUUUAAAAAGAAAGUAGUUUAAUAACUAUUAUAAUAU
Molecule: messenger RNA, 4560 nt
Organism: Bactrocera oleae (olive fruit fly)
Lineage: Eukaryota; Metazoa; Arthropoda; Insecta; Diptera; Tephritidae
Gene: Vsx1
Product: Visual system homeobox 1
Biological process (GO): regulation of transcription by RNA polymerase II
Cellular component (GO): nucleus
Molecular function (GO): sequence-specific double-stranded DNA binding; DNA-binding transcription factor activity, RNA polymerase II-specific
Source: RefSeq, a predicted model, not a curated record